Arabidopsis lyrata subsp. lyrata is the source of this 1595-nucleotide messenger RNA. Its product is annotated as RING-H2 finger protein ATL48. The record is from RefSeq and is a predicted model, not a curated record. Bases 212 to 1321 code for a protein of 369 amino acids. The transcript has 3 exons. NCBI's taxonomy places the organism in Eukaryota, Viridiplantae, Streptophyta, Magnoliopsida, Brassicales, Brassicaceae.
UUUCUGACGUGAACGUUAGAAGCAAGCCCAGUGGACUGCUUGUAUCCCAAUGUUAUUUUUCCAACACUCUGGAAUCUGACCCGUUUAGCAGAACCGGCUCGUCGUCACACGGUCUCUGGUGACGAACAGGCCACGCGUGACUGCAUUUUUUUUUUUUACUUGGCUCUCUUUUAAUUUAAUUUUGGCAUUGGUAAAGCUGCUGCUGGAGAAGAUGAGUGCGGUAGAACCAGACAUGGAAGAUCUGUUCCAGGAGAAGAAGCGUGUCAGGAAUCCUCUCGUUCCUCUCGGUGCACUUAUGACUGCCGGAGUGCUUACGGCUGGGCUGAUUAGUUUCAGAAGAGGCAAUUCUCAGUUGGGUCAGGUUUUGAUGAGAGCUAGAGUGGUCGUCCAGGGUGCUACUGUCGCUUUAAUGGUCGGAACCGCUUAUUACUACGGUGAUAAUCCGUGGAAGAAGUUACUUUUGUCUGAAAUCCAUGAAACAGAAGCUCUUUCACCUAAAUCUUCAUCUGCAGCAACUAUUACUCUUAUGAACCAGAAAGAUCCAUCUUCAAGCUCUAUAGUCUCUGUUUUAUGUUUAGUUAUCUCUGUUCUUGCUCUUAUCAUCGUCUUCCUAGGUGUCCUCUACUUAAUCUUCAAAUUUCUCCGCAAGUCCUCGACUUUAUUUCCCAUUCCCCAUUUCAAUCCCAACCCAGAUCUCUCUUCUUCCUCCUCUCCUCAGCUCCAGCACCUCUUCUUCCUCCAUGACUCUGGUCUAGACCAGACCUCCAUUGAUGCACUUCCCGUGUUCCUCUAUGGUAACGUAACCAUGAGUCUGAAAGAGUCUUUCGAUUGCGCUGUAUGUCUCAAUGAGUUCUCUGACACAGACAAGCUCAGGCUACUCCCAGUCUGUAGCCACGCAUUCCAUCUUCACUGUAUCGACACAUGGCUUCUCUCCAACUCUACUUGCCCUCUCUGCAGACGAUCACUCUCAACCUCAAACGUCUGCUAUAACCAUGCUGAGGCUCUUGUCGUCCCCUUGUCCGGGCAUCAGCAGGUCGACGAAGGCAAAUCCUCCCUUGCUAAAAGAGUCUUUUCUGUUCGUCUUGGGAGAUUCAAAAGCACGAACGAAAGUCAAAGUCAACGACACGAUGUCAAAGAUGAAAUUGGUGUAGGAAUGCCAAGAAGGUGUUACUCGAUGGGCACGCAACAGUAUCUCGAAUGCGAUCAAGAUUUUGUGGUGGCUCUGUCUUCGUCUCCUCGUGAGGGAAAUACCGGUAAUAACUGCUCCAUUCACGAGGGUGAUUCGGUAAAACAAGACUCUGGUGGUUUGGGUAGGCACUAAUGUAUUGUAGUAGGAAAGAGAGUAUGUCUAUGUCAAAGAUCUGGUUUUGGUCGGAGAAGAAGAAGAGAGUACUGUAGUUCGGUUUAUUAAACAAAAAUAGGUGGGUUUUUUUUGUUGCAUCUUAGUCUUCCUUGUUACUACAGACAUGAAAUCGUUAAGGAAUAGUUUUUGUGAUUAGAUAAUGCGAAAAGAAAUAAUAUACACGGAUUAAUUCCUAUUUAGAGUUGUUUAUUUAGUUAUAUUGUCCAAUGAUAUGAAGACUUUGGUAGCUCUA